CUCCAGGACAGUCGCAUGCCCGGGAGCCGCAGCUGUGGGCGCCGGGAGCCGGGGCGGCGAACGGCGCGUGGGCCAGGGGUGGCGCGGAGCCGCGGGGACCCGGGCAACCAGAGAAGAAACUGGAACCCGGCCGGGAUGAGAAGGUGACGCCGCCGGGGGGCGCCACUCGCUUUGUGGGGAAGAUGCUCUCCUACUGCGUGCAAGAUGCCACCGUGGUGGACGUGGAGAAGCGGCGGAGCCCCUCCAAGCACUAUGUAUACAUUAUCAACGUGACCUGGUCCGACUCCACCUCCCAGACUAUCUACCGGAGGUACAGCAAGUUCUUUGACCUGCAGAUGCAGCUUCUGGAUAAAUUUCCUAUUGAAGGCGGCCAGAAGGAUCCCAAGCAGAGGAUCAUCCCCUUUCUCCCAGGCAAGAUCCUUUUCCGGAGGAGCCACAUCCGGGACGUGGCGGUGAAGAGGCUGAAGCCCAUCGAUGAGUACUGCAGGGCACUUGUCCGGCUGCCUCCCCACAUCUCACAGUGUGAUGAAGUCUUUCGAUUCUUUGAGGCCCGACCUGAGGAUGUCAACCCCCCCAAAGAAGAUUAUGGCAGUUCUAAAAGGAAAUCAGUGUGGCUCACCAGCUGGACUGAGUCUCCCAAGAAGGACGUGACAGGUGCCGACACCAACGCCGAGCCCAUGAUCCUGGAACAGUACGUGGUGGUGUCCAACUAUAAGAAACAAGAGAACUCGGAGCUGAGUCUCCAGGCCGGGGAGGUGGUAGAUGUCAUCGAGAAGAACGAAAGUGGCUGGUGGUUUGUGAGCACGUCUGAAGAGCAGGGUUGGGUCCCUGCCACCUACUUGGAGGCCCAGAAUGGCACACGAGAUGACUCAGACAUCAACACCUCCAAGACUGGAGAAGUGUCCAAGAGACGUAAAGCCCACCUGCGGCGCCUGGAUCGCCGGUGGACCCUGGGCGGGAUGGUCAACAGGCAGCACAGCCGAGAAGAGAAGUAUGUCACCGUGCAGCCCUACACUAGCCAAAGCAAGGACGAGAUUGGCUUCGAGAAGGGUGUCACCGUGGAGGUGAUUCGGAAGAACUUGGAAGGCUGGUGGUACAUCAGAUAUCUAGGCAAAGAGGGCUGGGCGCCAGCAUCCUAUCUGAAGAAGGCCAAGGAUGAGCUGCCAAGCCGGAAGAAGAACCUGGCGGGUCCUGUGGAGAUUAUCGGAAACAUCAUGGAGAUCAGCAACCUUCUCAACAAGAAGGCGUCUGGGGACAAGGAAGUUCCGGCUGACGGCGAGGGACUGGAAGCCCCCAUCACCAAGAAGGAGAUCAGCCUGCCCAUCCUUUGCAACGCCUCUAAUGGCAGUGCCUUGGGCAUCCCCGAGAGGACCACAUCAAAGCUGGCCCAGGGCUCCCCAGCCGUGGCCAGAAUCGCCCCUCAGAGGGCUCAGAUCAGCUCCCCAAACCUGAGGACAAGGCCGCCCCCGCGCAGAGAGUCCAGCCUGGGGUUCCAGCUGCCAAAGCCACCAGAGCCCCCUUCUGUUGAGGUAGAAUACUACACCAUUGCUGAAUUCCAGUCUUGCAUUUCUGACGGGAUCAGCUUUCGCGGUGGACAGAAAGCUGAGGUCAUCGAUAAAAACUCAGGUGGCUGGUGGUACGUGCAAAUUGGGGAGAAGGAGGGCUGGGCCCCCGCCUCAUACAUUGAUAAACGCAAGAAGCCUAACCUGAGCCGCCGAACCAGUACUCUGACCCGGCCCAAGGUGCCCCCACCCGCACCCCCAAGCAAACCUAAGGAGACCGAGGAGAAUCCUGUGGGUGCCUGUGAGAGCCAGGACUCCCCACUGAAGCUUAAGUAUGAGGAACCUGAGUAUGACAUCCCGGCCUUUGGUUCUGACUCGGAGCCCGAGCUGAGUGAAGAGCCCACAGGGGACAGGCGUCCUGCCCAGCCCCGAAGGCCCUCGCCUGCCUCCUCCCUGCAGCGGGCCCGCUUCAAGGUGGGCGAGUCUUCUGAGGAUGUGGCCCUAGAAGAAGAGACGAUCUAUGAGAAUGAGGGCUUCAGGCCCUACACAGAAGACACCCUGUCUGCCAGAGGCUCCUCUGGGGACAGUGACUCCCCCGGAAGCUCCUCACUGUCUCUUGCCAUGAAAAAUUCCCCCAAAUCAGGUUCUCCCAAAUCAUCAUCACUCCUAAAGCUCAAGGCAGAGAAGAAUGCCCAGGCAGAACUGGGUAAAAACCAGUCCAACGUCUCCUUCUCCUCCUCCAUCACCAUCAACACCACCUGCUCCUCUUCUUCUUCCUCCUCUUCCUCGUUGUCCAAGAACAGUGGUGACACGAAGCCACGCUCUGCCUCAGAUGCAGGCAUCCGUGGCACCCCCAAGGUCGGGACCAAGAAAGAUGCUGAUGUGAAGGUCGGGCUGGCCUCCUGUGCCCGAGCCAAGCCAUCGGUCCGACCAAAGCCAGUCCUGAACCGAGCCGAGUCUCAAAGCCAGGAAAAGAUGGACAUUCGCUCCUUACGGCGCCAGCUGAGGCCCACAGGCCAGCUCCGGGGAGGCCUCAAGGGCUCUAGGAGUGAGGACUCAGAGCUGCCCCCCGAGUCAGCCUCCGAGUCCAGGAGAAGCUCUGCUGAUGUGAUUCCGCUCCCAGCCACCACUCCCCCAUGUGUUCCCAAGAAGGAAUGGGAAGGACAAGGUACUGCCUACGUGACCUGCAGUGCCUAUCAGAAGGUCCAGGACUCCGAGAUCAGCUUCCCGGCAGGCGCUGAGGUGCACGUGUUAGAAAAGGCAGAGAGCGGAUGGUGGUAUGUAAGGUUUGGGGAGCUAGAGGGCUGGGCUCCUUCCCACUAUUUGGUGCUGGAGGAGAACCAGCAAUCUGACGUCGCUGGCAAAGAGCCUGACACAGUCAAGAGCACUCAGAGCGAGGGCAAGUCGGACAGUCUGGAAAAGAUCGAGAAGCGGGUGCAAGCGCUGAACACUGUGAACCAGAGCAAGAGGGUCACCCCACCCAUCCCCUCUAAGCCUCCCGGUGGGUUCGGCAAGACCUCGGGCACUGUAGCGGUGAAGAUGCGGAACGGUGUGCGGCAGGUGGCAGUCAGGCCCCAGUCUGUGUUUGUGUCUCCACCACCCAAGGACAACAACCUGUCCUGUGCCCUGCGGAGGAACGAGUCGCUAACGGCCACUGACAGCCUCAGAGGUGUCCGCAGGAACUCCUCCUUUAGUACUGCACGGUCAGCAACUGCUGAGGCCAAGGGCCGCUUGGCAGAGCGGGCUGCCAGCCAGGGCUCAGAAUCACCCCUCCUGCCUACCCAACGUAACGGCAUCCCCGUCUCCCCUGUGCAUCCUAAGCCUAUUGAGAAGUCUCAGUUCAUCCACAAUAACCUCAAAGAUGUGUACAUCUCUAUUGCAGACUAUGAGGGGGAUGAGGAGACAGCUGGCUUCCAAGAGGGGGUAUCCAUGGAGGUGCUGGAGAGGAACCCCAAUGGUUGGUGGUACUGCCAGAUCCUGGAUGAGGUGAAGCCCUUCAAGGGCUGGGUGCCCUCCAACUACCUUGAGAAGAAGAACUAGCAGCACCGGGUCCUUGCAGACUCCGUGCUGCUCUGGCUGCCACUGGAAAAGUGGUGGCCUGCAGACAAGGGAAGGACAAUGGGAGGGGGGAGGGGAUGACGACAUUGAACCCUGCAGAAUAAUGUGACCCCCCCCAAGACACUCUCCAGCUGGAAGGGAGGGUGUGACGGGUACACACACUUAGUAGGAGAAAGGGAAUAGCAGGGUCGUCCUGGGCCCGGAACCCCUGCACACACACUGGUGACUUUGCUGAUGGACCGUAUGCCAUUUAGGACAGGCCGAAUGGGAAAGCCCAAUCGUGCCUUUGCUGCAGAUCUGGAAAAGAUGUCAUGAGGUGUGUCCAGGGGUCUGCCCCUGCUCAGCCACCUCAGUGGCUGGCUUCUCGCCUCUGGAAGCCACCCUUGUGAUAUCAUAGAUGUGUUUAGCAUUGUGUUGGUUUCUAGUCCACCAGCCGCUGGUGGGUGUCUGGAAGACCACCAGCUCUGGGGCUUAGCGGUGUCUCCUCAGAGCUCAGUCCUUUCUGGGGCCAGGCCACAGCCUGUUUGGUAGUUACGAGUUCCCAGAUGCCAACAAGGACUGCCUGCCUUUGUUGGCUGACCUGGCCUUGCAAAGAGAGCCUGCCCUCCUUGGGGCACUUGGAGGACACUGUGGGAGUUGACCUAGAGAAUGGGUUUUGCCAGGCUCCUCAUAACCUAGAAUUGCUUGAGGAUUUCCGGGUAGGCGAUUCCUUGUGCAUGUUUGGGAAGGGGUUAUUGGUUUGGAGGUUAUAAAUCAGCGUUUGGUUUGGGGUUUAUUUUAGAAGUUGUUUUGGGGCCCAAAGGGCUCAGCAUCACAUAGGAGAAGGGAGUAGGGGUGGGUGGAGUUUUCUGUUGAAUUCCAUGGAGGGAUGUUUAAUUUAGAUUUUGGUUUAACGUUUUUGUCUUUCCAUAUGCCAAGUUGUUUGUUUAGGUUUCCACUGUGUGCACAGUGCCCUAGCAUGGCACCUCACCAGGGAAUUUGAGACUGGGUAAAGCCAGGUCCUGGGCUCGGUGAAACAGUGUUCAGGUUGCUGCCCAAGAAGGAAGGGGGCAUCAUUAGAAACCAGGCUGCUGGGUGACUACUCUGCCUGCUUCUGCACACUUUCCCCAACCUGGGAAGGGCCCACAAAAAGCCUUACUGUGGAGAAGUCACCACCAACCCUGGGCAGAAAGGACCCUGGCUGGGUCAGCCUGGAGCAGACACCCCUCACCCCCGCCAUCGUGCCCCUUUGCCUGCUGGCAAUGCUACAGGUGCCCAAGAAGAUGGAAGACUUUAAAGCCAGGAACCAACCCUGUCUUCCCAAGGGGCAGUGCCCCAGGGAACAGAGAAGCAAAAGAAUGGAGUUUGCUGCGGUCCUCUGUCAGCUUUGGGUUGUGAUUUAACGAUUGACAUUUCAGGGGGGACCCUCCAGAGAGAAGCCCAGUGGGCUUCUUCCAAGAACUCCCCUCAUGCUGGGAGCGGAUUCCACAUGUGCCUUUGAUUUGGGACAGAUCCUGCCUCACAGAUUCUGGCUGAGCUGCCAGCAUCUUCCUGACCAAGGGCUGCUGGUUCCGACAGACAUGGGAGGAAGAAUGCCCCACACCCCUCCUCCCUGGCAGGUCUGCCUUCAGCUCCCAACCCUAACCUCCUGGAUUCCCAAGUCCAUGUCCCUCCCAUAUGCGGAUGCAAACCGCUAGCCUCCUUUGUCAGAAGCCCAUGGUGACAUUGUUCUAUUUCCUUUUCUGUGUUCAUGAGUUUGUUUAAAAUUGAAAUUAGUUAUUUUCUUCUGCUGGACAGUAUUAAAUAGAGCGGGAUGAUGAGUUAAUCUGCUAGGUUGCAGUACUAAUGGUAGUGGUUAGUGUCUUCAUGAUAUAUUGUUUGUACUUUUUGAACAAUAAUGAUAAAGAAGUGGUUCAUUAUUUCUUAAUUAAUGCACUUUAAAUGAGGUAGAAUGGAAAGAAAACCCGGAGAGCAAAGUGCAUUACUUAAAGAUGCAGUAUAUACUCUUCUCAUUUUAAAACAGCACAUAUUUAUUAAAAGAAGAAAAAGUAAUUUAUGACUAUUUAAAAUAAAAUUUUAAAGUAAAGUGACUGUCAGGUGAAAGGACCUUCCACACAGCUGUCUGCAGGGGGAUGGCCCACAGCCUCGCUCCUCGGAUGUCUGCAUUGAGCCAGCUCCAUGGUUAGUGCACCAGCCAGGCACAGAGCAUCUCAGUUGGGCUGGACCACCGAGAUCCCCAGAGCCUGCCUUUCCCACCCUCCCUGCCCGACUCUGCACUUGCAUCCUUCUUCUGCACCCCAGAGACCCUCUCCCAAAUCCCAGUGUUCUGAAAUCAUAGACUCUUUCAAAGCAGGACUGGAAGGGACCUUAGAGGUCAGUCCAUCCCACUCCUUCUUGUUUCUCCAGCUCGAGGACAGGAAAUGACUUUCCCCAAAUCACCCAAUUAAUGUCAGGUUUUUCCCGCUGCAUUUAAUCCCGCGUUCCUCUCCUGUCCUUUUAGCUCAUUGUGUGGUCAUUGUGUUUACAUUGUAACAUCCAGCCCCAGGGAUGGCUGGGAGUUGCUCAGGCAUCUGGGAAAAGUAGGGAAUGUUGCCACCUAGUGUCAGUACGUAGUCUUGGUCAACAAAUAGUGAUAGCCAAGGUCCCUCACCACCAACCCAUUAGGGCACAGCACAAACCCUGCAAGCCCAAAGAAUACUUGAAACAAGAAGGGUGCAUGCCAGGCCUUCUCAGACAUGGCCAGGGGAUGCCAGGCCUUGUGUCCCUGGAUCCUAGCCCUGCCCAGACAAGAAGGCCUUUCCCUAGCGCUAACGAGCUGCUUUGUGACAUCAGACGGACCGUGGCAGCAGUGGAGGAGGGAAGGGCCUGGGGCUCUGUCCCAUUAGGAGCAAAACCAGAUGGGACGAAAGGCAAAAAAGAAAAAAGAAAAAAAAAGAUUAAAAAAAAAGUGGAAUCUCAGCAAUGUCCAAAGCUAGUUUUCCAUUAGUUAGAACUGAAAAUGUGAGAUGACAUCAGAUCGCUGUAUACUGCAACUUUAAUCUUAAUGAGCCCUUCUGAGGUCAUUAUUGAGGUUUAUAUAAUGCCCGAAGAUGCGUCGUCUGGUGCUUUGUUUUCCUUUCAGUCUAAAGACCCUUUUCUAUGACGAGGGUGGAGGAAAAGCCUUCUAACCUUACCCUUCUUUGUCACUAGUUGGCCUGGCUACACUGCCUGGCUCCUCUGUGUUCUCACAGGGGAGCAACAAGAGAGAGCAGGGGGAAGGGGUUCCAUCAGCAAUCGGUUCCUGUCUACCCUGGGGCCCCCUUCACAGCCCGGGUUCUCUUUGCAAGGCCUCAACCCUUCCACCCCCAGCCUGGUCCCAAGGGUCCCUCUUUCUCACUCCUAAAUGGACGAAGGCAUUAUAUAGAAUCAUUGUAGUCACUUUGAGAUGUUAGAGCUGCGUAUUUUACUGGCAUUUAUACCCAUUGCUUUCCUCAACGAGGCAUGUUACUACUUUUAUCGUCUAAGAGAAAAAGAGAAGGGAAUCUCAGCCAAACAUUGUUUUCAUAUGACUAGUGCUUGCAGAGUAGGCGUAGCGCUGUUUAAGUUGCAGUGUCUGUUUUUAGGAGGGGGAGCAGGUGAAGUCACCCCUGCUUUCCCUGUGUUUGACUAAUAUAUAAUUUCUUUAAGGUUACUCACUUCCCCUAUUCCCUCCAAAUACUUUGCAUUCUCAAUGGAAAAUGAAAACAAUCUGAGACAGAAAAAAGUGCAAUAUUAUCAAGAGGGAUAUGGGACAGAGUGGGGGGGGAGACCCUGUUGCAUCUGCGGAAAAUGGGACAGUCUAUUGGGAAGAGUCGUUACUGUGGAGCACAUGGGCGGACCGUGGAUUUGAUUGGCAGGCCAACUGUCUAUCUCCUCCCCACGUCCCUGGCAUGAAGAGAGGGGUAGCCACCAGAGGACACUAGAAGAAAGGGAUCUGGGGAAGUGGCAUGGUGCUCUUGACCUCUUGAGCCCAGUCCCCAGAGCAGAGUGAGGAUAGCCAAGACCCCACUCCUGUUUCCAUUCCCCGUUUGCAGCCAGCUGCUCAGAGAGACCCAUCCUAGAAGCGAUUCCCAGCAGCCCUCUCACCCCAGCCUCCUGAUAUGUGGGCUACGAUUCUUUGGAUGUGUGUUUGAGUCUUUCUAAAAUUAUGACCUCAGUUCAGCUUAUGGACAGGAGCCCUGGCUGUAAGCAAACUCAUUUGGAGGAUGGGUGCUUUAAGCCCUUCAUACCCAGUAAGACCCAAUUCCUUCAGGCCUGCAGUAGGCCUGGUCCCGGCCACCCAUUCAUCUCAGUGACUUGGGCAAAAGGCAUGAGCCCUGCCUCUGACAACAGAAACCCCCAUGACAGGUACACACCAGCCCCCCCUUUCCCAUGCAGUGAGGAAAAUGGCAGGGUGUUUUCUGGGGGGUGAGGAACAAGUCCCAGGACUCAGCCCCCUCCCCCAGGAUAGCAAGCACAGCCUUGCUGGUGUGUCCUUUCUAUGUAGUACUGUAGGCCUGCUGCUCCGACCCACCUUUGUGUGAAUUUCUCCACAGACAGGGAGAGGGACCAGGCCCCUUCUGGGGUUCUCCCUUGGAAUAGAUACGGUUGCACAGCUGAUCAUGAGACUGUGCAGCUCUCUGGAAAGACAGCAGUUCACAUCACUAACCAAUUAAAAUUCCCUCACUUUUUUGAGGGCUGAGAGAGCAAUGUUUGUGUGCAUGUGUGUGUAUGUGUGUGUGCCGGUGGUGGUAAUUUCCACAUGCAUGGAUAUUACAUGAGUGCAUGUGUGUGUGUGUGUGUGUGUGUGUGUGUGAGAGAGAGAGAGAGAGAGAGAGAGAGAGAGAGAGAGAGAGAGAGAGAGAGACUGGUGGUAAUUUCCCACUUGAACUAAAUAGCAUGGGGUUAGAGAAAAUAAAUGCAGGGCAGGUGGUCUCCAUUGAACUAGUCCUUGGCAUUGGGCAGGUCCCAAGGGACUCACAGCUUCUGGCAGCAAGUAUGUGUGUCAUUCACACGAUUCUGGCUGGAGAGUGCAAUGUAUCUUUUAAAUUUGUUUUUUGUAAUUAUUUUAUUAUUUAGUUGGAAACUUCACACUGGCAUUAGCAGAUCUAACAGAAGCAGCCCUGGUCAGCAUCCGGGCACCAAGAUGAGCAUGUGGAAUAGAUAGAGUGUGGGGUGCUGAGGUGGUUACAUUAGUGCACCCAUGUACUUGGGAUGAGAUUCUCCAGGGGAUCCAAGGGCUGCUGGCCUUGGCCUGGUUCUGAAGGAGAGGCGGGCCGGGCCGGGCAAGAACUACUCAUGGUAUGACUGUAGGACCCGUAGGUGUCCACACAGCAGCGCCCACCAGCCCCUCUGCAGGCCCAGAGUGCUUCCUGGGGGUGUGUAGGGCUCCUCGGGACCUUUGGAGUUUGUCUAAAUCCCACCUGGGACAGUCUCAUGGCCUUGUGUUUCGUAAACUCUAUGAUCAGAGCCAGUCAUAGGACACGGUUAGUGACCUUUGGCCUUAGCACUGCCUUUAACUACUGCUUUGUUCUGUGCAUCUGGGCCCCCAGGCCACAAAGUGGGCACACUGGUGCUUGUAGAUUGACUAGAAGGGUUUCUUUUCCAGAAACCUUGACCCCCUACCUGGCUGUAAGGGACUAGCAUGUGACACCCCCUCUUCCCCUAGCCUGUCUAAAUCUCAAGUGACCUUGACAGUCAGUACCCCUCCACCAUUGCAGUCUAGGACUUAGUGGCCGUAGAGUAGGGUCCCCAACGCUGAAGGUCCCUACCUCACUCCAGGUCUCAUGCUGGACAAUGGGCUGUGUCUUUGGAAGCCUGAGAGGAUUGUGUUAGUGUUAAAGGAUGGACCUAGCAUGUUGGCAAGCUAGUAGGAGGCAUGUUGGCAAAUGAGUAGCCAUGUUUGAGGUGACUGGAGCUUACCGUCCCUGCGCUGGGAGGAGGCUCCAGAAGAUGUCUUUUAGGCAGAGAAGGUGUGGGAAGGCUGAACAAGGGUUUGAGGUUGUGUUGUCUUUAUUUAUUGAAGAAGGAAGGAGUCAGUUCUUCAUGUUUGGAAACGAAGAGAUCAGGUUUACAGGGAUUUUUGUCACUCGGCAGCCAAAAGUCCAGCCAGAGAAAACUCACUCACCGGGCCACAGCCGGGCUUCCAUUUUCAUUGAUUGUCUUAAGGGAGAGGCACUGUGAGCCGUAAGCCAAUGUUUGGGUUUGGAGGCCCUUUUCCAGAAGACAGAUCCAUCUCCCAGAUUCCCAGUAGUUUUUGCCCAAUGUAUUUUGUCCAAUUCAGAGUUGGCCAGCCUGUCAGACUGUACAAAUCAGAGGCCAUUGACCAUAAUAGCUACAUAGUAGGGACCCAACAUCCCCAUACUAGAACUUAAGAGCCCAGGCCUAUCCAAGAAGCAAGUGACCUCAUUUCUUGGUGACACAGGACAUUAUUUCCAAGGCUCUAACAGAACCUAUGGCUCUAACUGCGGAGUUGGCCUCCUGCUGCCAAUCGGACCAGAGGAGCACACCACAUCCCCGCAUAUGCUUGUUUUCUAGUGGCUUCUACUGAGGUACACUAAGUUUACUUCAAAGGGUAUAUAUAGUUACCAUUCUUAAAUUCACAACUUGUCCCCUCCAACGGAGGACAUGGGUGUCCCUCCCAGUUACUGAGAGGUCUGGAAGGCAGAUGUUCGUGGCCCCUCUUGCAGCAUAGAUAUGUGAACUGUACAGUGGGGGAAGCAGAUAAUGUCACUGGGACGCCCGAAUCAUAGGGACUUCUCCUAGUGUCCACUCAUGCCCAGCCAGCUUAGUGGGGUCCGCAGGAGCCCUUCCUCCCCACCUCAGCAGAGAAACUGAGACAGGGACAUUGAAUGGCGUCGGCGUCGGUGUGUGUGCUGACACAUCUCCAGGACCCUCGGUGGUGCUAAUCUAUCUCCAUGUUUCUCACAGUUCUAACAGUGGGUUGUUUGUAUAGCCUCAUCGCAAACACGCAGUGUCCUUGGGGGAGGGACGCAGCCCCCCUGACCUGCCACUUUCCGGGUGUCCUUUACCGCUUCGAAGGAAUUCUUUGGUCUGUAGGGAUGACCUGUCUUGGGAUGCUUCUAGACUUUAAAAAUCUGGGUUGUUUUGUUUAAUAUUUUGUGUAUGUUUACAUGCAUCUUGUAUUUCCCUGAAAACUAAAUAAAGUUUUUGGCCUUUUUAACUGAA
Molecule: messenger RNA, 10724 nt
Organism: Myodes glareolus (Bank vole)
Lineage: Eukaryota; Metazoa; Chordata; Mammalia; Rodentia; Cricetidae
Source: RefSeq, a predicted model, not a curated record